CUGGUCUGGGUGUCGGGGAAAUAGGCUUCCCUGUGCCCUGGCUCCUUCCAGUGCUUCUAGUUUGCGGAUGUAUGGGAAGGAUUCCAGGGCUUCCCCUUUCUUGGGCUCACAGCGAAAGUGAGGGAGCUGUUUUACUAGCUGACUCUGAUGCUUGGAAGUUGAGUCCUCAAACUGCAAAGAUGGUAAUAAACAUCUGCCUCCCACAGUUCAAGCCAAGAAUUCACUGCAACAAGAUUUCUGCUGAUGGUUAUGAAGUUGAAAACCUCAUCUCUGAAGACCUUGCAAAGAGAAACCGGGGCUUUCGCAGUGAAUAUUUCAUCAAGCCCCCAGUCCAUGUUACUCUCUCCUUUCCCUUCAACAUAGAAAUCUGCAGGAUUAACAUAGACAUCUCAUCGGGCGGGUAUCAGAAUUUCACGGGGCUGGACAUUUACACGUCUACCUCAUUGAACAAAAGCUCUUGGAACAGCCCCGAGUCUCAGUUCUCAGGUCUGGCUGGUCAGCCUGUGUCGGACAAAGACGUUUUCACACUAGUGGGUAAAGCCAUUCUAAAAAAUCAAAGCAAAGUGACGUUCAGCCAUAGGGGCUUCAAGCCAAGGCCUCCUUUCCAUCAGAUGGAAGCUGUCUUCUACCCUGGUUCUGCAUCUCAAGACCUAUGGAAUAAAGGCCCUGCCUCACUGAGCAAUGUAUCGCACUUAAAAAUUUGCAUCUCCCACGUAGCGGGAGGUGGCCUCCCUUGCAUUAAAAGACUGGAGGUUUGGGGACAGCCAGCUAAGUCGUGCCCGCAGGAAGUGAUGGACAGCGUGUUCCAAGUGGCCUCUGCGUGCCUGGCUCAGGGCUUGGGCAUCCAGAGUGCCGGUUUCAUGUUCCCAAUGGAAAGCGAGUGUGUGCCCUUAAGCAACUCUGACUGCGAACAGCAGAGUCUCCAGAAGCUAGUCGAUGUUGUUCAGGAUAUCCCUGAAGAGUUCUUGGACCCCAUCACUCUGGAGAUAAUGCCCUUCCCAAUGCUGCUGCCAUCUGGCAAGGUGAUUGACCAGAGCACUCUGGAGAAAUGCAACCGGAGUGAGGCUUCCUGGGGUCGGGUGCCCAGCGAUCCUUUCACUGGGGUUGCCUUUAGCCAACACUCCCAGCCCCUCCCUCACCCCUCUCUAAAGGCAAGGAUAGACCACUUCCUAUUACAGCACAGCAUCCCGGGCACCAACCUCCUCGGGAGGGCUCAGGUCUUAGGGAUGGUCACACCUUCUUCCCUAACCAUAUCUUCUCUGAAAAGGAAAAUGGACUGUAUGGAGCAAAGCCCUGAUGACAGCAACCACGUAGAACCCUCUUAUUUUUCUACCACAAACUUACUAGCCAUGUCUACCUCCGAGAGCGGUGCUAAAAAAAUGAAAACGGAGAGUGACUCGCCUUUGGCCCAAAUGGACUGCUCGACAGGUCCAGUCUCUCAUGAACAGAAGCUGUCCGAAAGCUUGGACAUUGCCUUGACCUCUGCACUCAGCUCUAGGCCAUCAUUUACAGCUAGGUUGGUAAAAGGCCAGCAGCAGCCGCAUAGCGAGGGGGGCUGCAGCAGUUCGUGGAAUGCAAAUGCCCCAGCUGAGCACAGUAGCCGGCCGGUUCAAGGAUGCGCUUCCUGUAAUAGAACAUUUUCUUCUUAUUUCAAAAUGGAGCCUGUUUACCAGCUUCCCUGCGGCCACCUCCUGUGUCGUCCUUGCUUAGCUGAAAAGCAGAAGUCCUUAACGAUACUGUGCAUGAAUUGUAAAAGAGCUUAACAGAACCCAGCCACCUCCAACUCAAGCCAAGCCACAGCUCAGGCAGCCCACUCCCAUACCCAAAAGGUAUACACGAAGCCAUCCUGGAAAACGACUUGAUGUCACCUCUGGAACUCCUACAUGUUGCAGAGACCAUCUCCAUGCUGGGCCAAAUUUAUGGACAAUAGCUGCACUGACCGUUGUGCAAUGGCACUUGGGAAUAAAUUUGCUCAUUUGGAUCUUGGUUCCUAUUCUGCUGCUUGCUCACAUACUCCAGGAUUUCCCCCUAGGAGCGCAUGAAUCUGCAGCACCUGCCACCCUGGGGCCAUCCAUCUGGUACUCAGUAGCCCACUAAUCCUCAACUUUCUGAAGGGACAAGAACAGGCCUACCUGAGUGUUCUUCUUCAGUCCUGUGUGCGUAUUCCAGGGGCAGGCCUAUUUCACCAGUACUAGUGAGCGUCUUUUUUCCAUUUUCCUUCUGGGGAUGGGGAAUAUCCUGUUGUAAAUAACUCCCUGCUCUGUGCCAUUAGUAAGGUUUGGCACCAGCCGCACCUUCGAGGCUUUACAUUGGCUCAGAGCAAGAGAACGGGAUCUCUUUCAGAGACUGUCACGCCUGCUCCUUACUUUGCCAAAGGGGAGAUGCUGUUCAGCAGCUUAAGGUGUUUUCCAUCUCUUCACACAAAUAGCGCAAGCAGCUGGGGUCUGGGAACAGUCUGGCUUCUCUCUGCAGCCAAUCAGCUGGGGCCAUGACCCCGUGAACUCUACCUGCCCAAUAUCUGCCACCCACUGUGCUAUCUAGGUGCUAUGCUCAGGAGAUCCAGUUCUCAGAUGAGAGACCUUCAAGUAACCUUUAGGUGCUGCAAGAAGUGAUAUCUGUGUUAUAGGUGGUGGUGGUUUCCCUUGCAAGUCAGCUCAGAACCAGUUUCCCAGCAAAGCACUGGGCAAGUGGAAUGGGGUCUUUUCGAGGAGACCGAAAACCAAGGUCCUGAACAUUUGUGGUGUAAACAACCCAUGGACCUUUUUCUAACAUAAGGGAGCUAAGUGACUUGCCUAAAGUCUCACUGAAUUAUUGGCAGAUCUGGGAAAGGAAGCCAGAAGUCUGGAUCCCCAGCUAUGCUGUCCAGGCGCUGCCCACUAAAUGAUGCUUCCUUUCUUAACAAUUCUUAAAUGGGGCUUGGCUCAGAAUGACGUGGUGAGGUGCCGCAUUCACUGCAUCUCAGCAAUUUCCGAUUAACGAUGCUCAGUUAAUAAAUAAGAAGAACUUUUCCUCCCAGUUGGCAGCUCAGAGAACUCAACCUGGGAGUUGAGUCAAGCUGGGUUCUUUCCCCAUCCCAGAUCAUCACUAGUGAUAAUUUCUGCAGGCUCAAUGAUGCUCUUAGAUACUUGUGCAAGUCCAUUGUCUUCAAAUCCUGUCCCUCCAGCACUGUCUUCUUAAAUAGCUUUGCAAGGAGGUAAGUGUGUUAGGAGCAGGAUAAAGCAUCCUAGGCCCAAGGAGGAGGUGCAGAAUCCAGCUCCCUCGUCCUUAGCUGUGUUGGCUCUGUGGGGCUCAACUCACUUUUGGCACUGAAGUCGGAAGAUCAGCCAGAACGCAGCCGAGGGGAAGGGCUGAAUAGAAGGCGCUGGUUUUAUGCACACCUCAGUGCAGAGCCUCACUCUACGACAGGGGUGGCCAGCCUGAGAUGGAGCCAGAAUUUGCCAAUGUACAUUGCCAAACAGCCACAGUAAUACGUCAGCAGCCCCCCAUCAGCUCCCACCCACUGGCAGCCCCGCCGAUCAGUGCCUUCCCCUCCCUCCCUCCCUCCCUCCCUGCACCUCC
Molecule: messenger RNA, 3558 nt
Organism: Caretta caretta (loggerhead turtle)
Lineage: Eukaryota; Metazoa; Chordata; Testudines; Cheloniidae
Source: RefSeq, a predicted model, not a curated record